GGGCGAGUACCAGCCCAGAAGGGAAGGAGAGGGAGAGGGCGGCGGGUCAUGCCCUGGUCACUCCGCGCCACUCUCUUUUGGGACCUGAUCCUGGGCGUAUUGGGCAUCUCUGCCUUCCUGAUCCACCUGGGUGCGGAUGUGUGGGCCGUGAGCCAGUAUGUACUCAGCGGUCAUUACCUGUGGGCCGCGUUGGUGUUGACGCUGCUGGGCCUCGCCUCGGUCGCACUGCAAGUCUUCAGCUGGACCUGGCUGCGCGCCGACCCCGCUGACCUGCACUCGUCGCAGCCUUCAGGCCGCUGCCUGGCGCUGCUGCAUCUCCUGCAGCUGGGCUACUUCUACAGGUGUGUGCAGGGGCUGCAACAAGGGCUAUUGGUGUGGCAGCAGGAGGCGCCCUCUGAGUUUGACUUGGCCUACGCUGACUUCCUCUCCCUGGACAUCAGCAUGCUGCGGCUCUUCGAGACCUUCCUGGAGAAGACGCCACAGCUCACGCUGGUGCUGGCCAUCGUGCUGCAGAGUGGCCAGACCGAGUACUUCCAGUGGGUCGGCAUCUGCACGUCCUUCGCUGGCAUCUCGUGGGCACUGCUUGACUACCACCGGGCCUUGCGCACCUGCCUCCCCUCCAAGCCCGUCCUGGGGCUGGGCUCCUCUGUGAUCUACUACCUGUGGAACCUGCUGCUGCUGUGGCCCCGAGUCCUGGCUGUGGCGCUGUUCUCAGCCCUCUUCCCCCGCUAUGUGACUCUGCACUUCUUGGGCCUAUGGCUGGUGCUGCUGUUCUGGGUCUGGCUUCAGGGCACCGACUUUAUGCCAGAUCCCUGCUCCGAGUGGCUGUACCGGGCAACAGUGGCCACCAUCCUUUAUUUUGCCUGGUUCAAUGUGGCUGAGGGCCGCACUCGAGGCCGCGCCACUAUCCACCUGGUGUUUCUCCUGAGUGACAGCAUUCUCAUGGUGGUCACCUGGGUAACUCAAACUGCCUGGCUGCCCAGUGGGAUCCUGCUGCAGAUAUUGCUGCCUGUGGGCGGCACCAGCUUCCUUUUGGGUCUGGCUCUGCGGCUUGUCUACUACCGCUGGCUGCACCCCAGCUACCACUGGGAGCCUGCCGAGGUGGAUGGGACCCGGAGCCUCCGCCACCUUGAGUUGUAUCAGCUGCCCCAGAACAGGCGCAUGGUCCAUUUGGCCCAGAAAUUUUUCCCCAAGACUUGGGAUGACACUGCUCUUCCAUGGGAGAGAGAGGUAAAUGGGGUCCUUUGAGGCAGGGUCAGAUCCAGCCAAGGGAGAGAAGCAUAGAUGGAAUCAUUUGGUAGAAUGCCGGAGAUAAGCUAAUAAUGCUGCUAUGGGCCUUGAUUCACUCAACAAGCACCUGAUGCCUGAUGUUGCCAGGCACUGAAGAUGAAAGUUAAGUAAGACAAAGUCCUCCCUUUAAGGACAAGAACAAGAUGAGGAGGGCCUGCCUUCGGAGAGUCAAGGGCCUCAAUUAUAUAUAAAACACUUUGGGGGGAAAGAGAAGAUCGCCUUUUCUCUUUCUCCCAAUCAGUAUAUCCGGUGCCCAGAGCAUCCAUCCAGGUGUUGGUACUUCCACCUCUAAAAUAAUCGGUGGACAUGCUCUCACCCCUUAAUUCCCAGAUCCUGGGCUAGAACGUCCAGAGACCUCCAGGAUGUCUUCUCUAGAGUCCUUUCUCCCCUGCCCCAUCUCAGUCAUUCAGUUCAUUUACCAGAUGUUUACUGAGGGCAUUUUAUAUGCCAGGAGCCUCAUUCUAUCCUUGGCACCUGGAACAAGAUCAGCCGCCACCUUUACCGUCUCCAGCUGCUCCUGCCGUAGACUCUCCUGCCAGGAGGCAGGCACGCCCAAUUGGCUGGCCCCCAUCGACCCCUCCAAGGCCUUGCUGCAGCUGGCCCAGCCUCUGCCCCUGCUCUCAAGGGGCUGCCUUGCAACCAAGUGCCUUGUGAACCUGUGGUCUGGGCCAUGACUCACCCUGCUGAGUAUUUUUUAUACUUUAGGCAGUGUACUUUCUACCUCAGAGUCUAUUGUGAGAGAAGAGGUGUGCAUAUGUGUCUGCAAGUGAGACAUGUAUGUGUUUUUGUUAAACAGUAUUACUAGGUUAUUAUUAAAAAGCUUAUAAAACCCACCAAACCAGUUGUGUCAUUAAACUAAAUCUGCAGAAUUCAAAGCCACCUGGAAAGAAGGGGUCAGGAACACAAAGUUCACUGCUCAAAAUGGGUAAAGGCCCUGGGACAGAGAAGAUGGCUGGUUUAGGCAGGACUUCUCAACCUUGUUUUCUGAGUUUCAGGAGCCGGUGAACUGGUGUGGGUUGAUCGUUUAGGUGAGCAUCAGAACCCAGAUCUGGACUAACUCGUGCUCUGCUGCCGGGCCUGGCAGGAGCAGCUACAAACACCUUUGGUAUCAGGAAGUGAAUACGAGAGCCCAGGGGAAGGUCUUUAGGCUGCGAGCUCAGGGAGGGUGUACCUGAUAAGGUGACUGAGGGUAUGUGGAAGUGGGCGAUGGUGCCGGGUGGAAACUUUUGCUGCUCUUAAGAGGUCUGUGGUUUAGAGAAACAGGAACAGAGCAAAGGGUGCUGGAGACAGAAGUUUUUUCCUGAGAAACUAAGCCCUAAAGGAGAUGAGGGAGAAUGCUAUGCACAUGAAUUUUAUCCCAGACACCGAGUCAGCAGUGACUGCAUGGACAGGGCUUGCAGUAGCUAUACUGGCCUAUAGCCGCUGAUGAUGGAGGUGAGGGUUGGGAGCAGGGAGAGGCUCUGGGAGCAUGAUGCUGGUGCUUUUCCACACACAAUAGUAGAGGCAGAAAGGAUUUCCAGACUUUUGAAUUUCAUGGGCCAGUAAAAUGGUCACCAUGGUCACCAAUUUAAUUUUAACAUAAAAAAGGCAGUAAAAACUAUCACUAUUAUUUUCAUUAUCUCUAAAAGGAUGUAAUGAGCUCAGGAAAAGGUCCAUUCUUUUAAUUGCAUACAUUUAAACACACACAUGCACACAUACAACAACAGUGAAAUCAUGAUCAUUUUUCUCAACUCAAAAGGAUUAUCAAGGGUUGAGACCCCAGACAGUGGGCUAAGUGCUCAACCUAGCCUUGGACAUAGUCUUAGGUUGCACUAAACCCAGUAUUUGCUCCAUUUGUUUCCACAUUUCCACCUGUUGUAUGUGGAGACUAGGCUCAGAGGAGAUGCCAAACAUGUCAACAGAAGAUGCAAAGUUUUAGGCAAUGCCCUAUUUUCCGCUGAGAAAAUCCAAGAGAGAUGUUUUUAAUUUCUUGCCAAAGUUCUCAUCUAUACUCUAGAUGAAGUUGUCAAAUGAUGGCAAUAUAUAUGCACUCAACUGCAAACAAUGUAUACUGUACUACCUAAAAAGCUAUAGAAAAAGCUACACUUAAAAGUUUACAGAAUCAAGAACUUCAAAAAGAUGAGUGAUGCUACGUGCCAUUAGAAAUUUCCUUUGAAG
Messenger RNA from Pteronotus mesoamericanus, 3447 nucleotides. It is a transcript of the gene XKR8, whose product is annotated as XK related 8. Bases 49 to 1248 code for a protein of 399 amino acids. The transcript has 3 exons. Gene Ontology annotation, cellular component: plasma membrane. Gene Ontology annotation, biological process: engulfment of apoptotic cell; phosphatidylserine exposure on apoptotic cell surface; apoptotic process involved in development. NCBI's taxonomy places the organism in Eukaryota, Metazoa, Chordata, Mammalia, Chiroptera, Mormoopidae. The record is from RefSeq and is a predicted model, not a curated record.